Molecule: messenger RNA, 420 nt
Organism: Schizophyllum commune H4-8
Lineage: Eukaryota; Fungi; Basidiomycota; Agaricomycetes; Agaricales; Schizophyllaceae
Product: zf-CSL-domain-containing protein
Exons: 2
Coding region: 112-333 (73 amino acids)
Biological process (GO): protein histidyl modification to diphthamide
Molecular function (GO): metal ion binding
Source: RefSeq, a predicted model, not a curated record
GGUUCCGAACUUGAUGUCGCUUGUGGGUCCAAAAUCACCUGAUCCCCUUGUCCUCCUCGUCCAUCUCCCAACCUCACCCAUACCAUACCCCUUCUGGCCGCGUCAGCCACCAUGGGCGCCUACUACGACGAGAUCGAGAUUGAAGACAUGGCUUGGGACGCCGCGAAGGGCGUAUUCCACUACCCGUGCCCCUGCGGCGACCGCUUCGAGAUCUCGCGCAGGCAGCUCGCGAACUACGAGGACAUCGCGACGUGCCCGAGCUGUAGCCUGAUCAUUCGUGUGAUCUUCGAUCCGGUGCGUGGUGGUUGUAUACUCAAUGGGCUGGGGAGCUGACGUGGAUUACAGCUUGACUUUGAAGACGAGGAAGACGACGACGAGGAGGGCGUGAGCGAGGGGAGCGAGAAGGAUAGCGAGGAUGAG